AUGACUCUGUACAGGGAUGAAUCCUACACUUCCAGUUACUCUGAUCUGGUAGAGCUGGGAAUUGAAGACACUCUUUUCUUCCAGGUGGCCCUGCAGACCAACAGCUCCUUUGCCUCAGAUGUGCUGCUGCAGGUGGAGUCCUGCUGGGCCACUGAGAGCCCCAACCCAGGAGAUGCCAUCCAAGCUACUUUCCUUCAAGAGGGCUGCCCUCUUGAUGACACGUUCCGCUGGCUCUCUGUUAAUGGUGAAGCACAGAGAAGCAGGUUUUCCGUCCAGAUGUUCCACAUGCCAUUAGGGUUACCCCUGUAUUUCCACUGCUUGACCAACAUCUGUGGGCAUGAUGAAGUCUGCACAAAGAACUGCAGCAGCCAGCGGCGCCUCAAAAGGUUGGUCAGCCAGAUGGACGGAAAAGAGAAACAAGCAGCUGUGGUGUCAGCUGGCCCGCUGACCGUCAGCACGAGGGUGAAGUCGAUCCAUCCCGAUUCCUUUGAGGCAGUACUGAAGUACUACAAUCAGCUACGGCUGGAAUAA
Messenger RNA from Nematolebias whitei (Rio pearlfish), 531 nucleotides. Its product is annotated as ZP domain-containing protein. Bases 1 to 531 code for a protein of 176 amino acids. The transcript is spliced from 4 exons. Gene Ontology annotation, biological process: neutrophil migration. The record is from RefSeq and is a predicted model, not a curated record. Gene Ontology annotation, cellular component: apical plasma membrane; cell surface. NCBI's taxonomy places the organism in Eukaryota, Metazoa, Chordata, Actinopteri, Cyprinodontiformes, Rivulidae.